Molecule: messenger RNA, 5943 nt
Organism: Falco peregrinus (peregrine falcon)
Lineage: Eukaryota; Metazoa; Chordata; Aves; Falconiformes; Falconidae
Gene: IGFALS
Product: insulin like growth factor binding protein acid labile subunit
Exons: 2
Coding region: 3540-5369 (609 amino acids)
Cellular component (GO): extracellular matrix
Molecular function (GO): protein binding
Source: RefSeq, a predicted model, not a curated record
UAUGGGGCUGGGACGGGGGGAACCCAUCAGUUGGAAGCCCAUGUUCAGGUCUGGGGAGCUUACAUGGGAUGUGGAAAAUUCCCGUGCCCCCUUCCUACCCACCCUGGCACAGCAGCACUGUCAUCAAAAGCAGUUAAGCAAGGUGGCUGCCUCCCACCCCUCUGUUCACCCCUGAAAUCCAGCUUCCUUCUGCAUCGUGGCCACCGCUGGGACAGGGUCUCCUGCUGUUCCCUGUCCCCGUGUGCCUCCAACCCCCUGCUCCCAAGGACUCCAUUUUCCCCCCAGAACUCAGGGUUUGGGAAGUCUGUGUCUCCAGUGAUGGCCCUGGGCACCCUGAGUCAUGGCAUAGGGACAUCCUUGCCUCCCCUGGUCCAACCAGCCCAACCAGGCUGGUGCUGGUGAUGCUGUUUCACAUGGCCACAUGGGCCACUGGUGUGGUAAUUAGCAUCCCCAAGAGCCACUAGGUGGUAAUUAGCAUCCCCAAGAGCCACUGGCACAUCUACUGACUUUCCCAGCUCUCUGCAUGAGCUGAGCCUGCUGCAGCUGCGGCAGGGCACGAGCCAACACUUGGAAAUGCCAAUGGGGACCUUUGCCACUACUAGCAGGUCCCCAUCUCCAGCAACAUGGGACUUUUUGAGUGAAAAAUGAUGCAGUGCAAUAGGUGGGGUCCAGGGUGACCAGUAACAAAUCCCAUCUCUGCCAGGAGGGCCCCUCCAGGAGGGAGCUUGGUCCCUGCAGGUAUCCCCAAGAGAGUGGCACAAGCUCUGGGAUGCUGGUGUCACCCAUCCUGGCUCUCUUGGGCAGCAGCAUCAGGGAUUGCAUGUUUUGGGUUUGGGAUGAGGAGCAGAAGCACUGGUUGCCUUGGCCAACUCCAGAUGGGGACAAUAUUUGGCAAGAUUUGCUAAAAAUACUUCCUGACUCAGCUGUGACACCACCACCCAUGUCACAUCCCUGGUCCCCCCCAGGGCUCAAGCCAGCUCAGUGAUGUCCCUGCUGGUACUCAGAGCUGGCCCUGGGCCACUUGUCCUGGGUAGGUGGGGAUGGACCAGGGGGCUCCCGGGGUCCCACAUGCCUCCCCAGCUUGGCUACCAGCACCAGUCUCUCCCCAGUUCAGCCAGCCUGAGUGGCUGGGGACAGAACAGGGAGCCAGGAACAGCUAGUGGCAUUUACCCACACAAAGGGAUGGGGAGGAGGGACCUGCAGGCACAGGAGGGCUGCUGGGGAAGGUAAUGAUUCCUUAGAGUUUAAAUAGGUUUAAAAGCUAUAUUUUCUUCUUUUUUUUUUUUUUUUUUUUUUUUAAUGAUUUUGCUGCUUUUCCUAAUACUAUUACAGCCUUCUCCAUGGCAACCAGGUGGGGCGACUCAGACUUUGGUCCCGGCUGGGAAGAUUAGUUGCCAGAGCUGAAAUGAUGGGGGGAACAGCUGGCGAGGUCCGUGCUGGCUGGGGCCACAGUGGGAUGAGGACGUCUGUGGUGGGGACCCAAAAGAGGUCCCCAUGGUGGCCACGGUGCCAUGGUAUACCAGGCAGGCACAAGGUCCUGGUGCCAAGGACAGGCUGGAGGGACCAACAGUGCCAUGGGGUUCAAGCAUCCCCUGCCACAGGCAGUGGCACACAUCUGGAGGAGUUGCCCACAAGGAAGCUGAAAAGUGGAGGUGGGUCCAGCUCCUCUCUGUGCCACAGCCCCACUGGGAAGGGAUUUGCUUAUUUAUCCUCUUUUAUUUUCCCUUCGCAGCUCGUUUGGUAUUUUGCCUGAAAGGGGGCUGUUGCAGGCGGGGAUAAACCCAUUCCCAGCCACAGGUAGGGCUUGUUAAAACUUCCUGAAGAGGUUUUGUGGGUUUUGGCUGGCUGGCCCAUGCUGGUUCAGCUCUUUUUAGCUUCCAGAUUGAUUAUACCUUGUGUCAAUAUGUGCUUAGUGCCUAUUAGUGGGUGCAUGUAUAUCCAUCUCUCAUUUCGCCCUUCUGAUCUAUAAUUUCCAAGAAGAGAGGAUUAAAAUAGAGGGGGAGGAGUGAACUGCUCAGGGCCAAAAAGAAAGGGAGAAAACAGUGCUUGUUGGAAAAUUGGAUUGUAAGGCUGGAGGCUGGCCAUCUCUCCCCAACACCUCUUCCCAUGGGUACAGUCCUGCUUUGGCUGGUGAGAGGGUUGCUUAAAGCUGCCUGAAUUAAGUGGCGAAGAGCUGAGAUGUGCCCUGUGGAGUUGGGGGAGAUGCCAGGCUCCCAUGGGGGUGGGCAAGGUGGAAGCACUGUGGGGAUGCCCAUGGCCUGGGACUGGUGUCCAUCCCUGCUGCAGCUCCACCUCCAUGGAUCAGCAUGGGGGGAACCAGGGCAGGGAAGAGCGGCACUGGUGGGAGACACCCAUUCCUGGAGGUAUGGAUGUGGAUGCAGCCAGCCUCGUCCCAGUGCAUCUUCAAGGAGGAAUGGGGCUACCAAGACUUCGGGAAGGUUAGCCAUGGCUUUUCCACGUGGCAGCUGCUGGCCCAUAGGGCUUCUCUUACUAGGGCAGAAGUGGCUUUUUAUUUAUUUAUUUUUGUCUUUCCUGGAAACUGGUGAAAGAUUCUCCAGAAGCUGUGUUGGAUGCUGGUGGGGAAAUGACCUGGGACACAGAACGAGGUCACCAGUGUCCCCAGGGUGGUUUUGACGAACUGCCAGGUGGAGCGUGUGCUCCACCAGCCCCAGAGCAUCAUCCACCAUCAUCCCACCCUAUGCAGGAGGAUGAGAGGAGGAGCUGAGAUCCGGGGGACCCUCACAGCCGUCAUCUCACCAAUAGUACAUAAACUUUGCUCUCUGCCUCCCCUUUGGCUCAAAAGCACCGAGCUGAGCUGCGUGUAGUGCUCCCAGCACCGUCUCCACCCACGAGGCAAGAUAUGCCCACAGGAGGGGUCUGCCGGUUCACGCCAAGGCUUCUCGUGCCACAUGGAGAAGAGCUUUUUCCCAUUUUCCUACUCAUUUCCCACUUGCAUCACCGUAAAGCCUUGUGUGUUUCAGCCUGUCUCCCGGUAAGGGUAAUCGCCACACCUCUAACCCCCUAUGCAAUAUAGACGCUGCAAGCGCCAGUGUGUGUUUUUUGGGUCCCGAUGCAGCGUGAGGACCUGCUACCAGGGCUCACCCCAGGGCAUCCCCGUCAGACACCGGGGGAAGGGUCAGUCCUGCUGCUCAGGACCCUCCAGGAGCCCAGGGCAUGGUUGUGGGGCAUCCUGUGAGGCUGCUUCAUCCAUCCCUCUGCACUCACUGCCCACACAACCCCCAUCCCCUGGCAGGACCACCCUUCCCCAGGACCCCCAGCCCCACCACAGCCUGUCCUCCUGGGCAUCCCCCCGAGCUGCCAUAAAGGCAGCUGGAGGCCAGGGAGGGAAGCAACGAGCCCAUCCUGGGGUGCCCACCCUGGCCGCGCUGUCCCAGGGGCUCAGCCCACGUCCCGCCCCAGCAGCAGUGGGGUUAAGCCUGGCCGGGCGGGCGGCUGGACGGGCGUCAAGGUGGUUGCUCCAUCCAUCCCUGCGCAGAGGGGCCGGAGAGCGGUGAGGGAGCGCUGCCCUGCCUGCCACCAUGAGCACAGGCAAAGCCGGUAUCACCCUCCUGCUCCCCUUGGCCCUGCUGCUGGCCACUGCUUCCCAGCCCCCCGAGGGGGACACCCCAAAGGACCAGGGGGACACGGACCCCCCGCGCUGCCCCAGCCCUUGUGCCUGCAGCUUGGACGACUACAGUGAGGAGCUUAAUGUCUUCUGCAGCACCCGCAACCUGACGCACCUGCCCGAGGACGUGCCCCACAACGCCAAAGCCCUUUGGCUGGAUGGCAAUAAUUUCACCCUGCUGCCGGCCGCUGCCUUUAGGAACCUCUCAGCCCUGGACUUUCUGGACCUGCAGAGCAGCCAGCUGGCCGCUGUGGAGCAGCACGCUUUCCACGGGCUGCGGAGCCUCUACCACCUCCACCUCGAACGCAACCGCCUCAAGCACUUGGCUCCCCACACCUUCCUGCACACCCAGAACCUUGUCUCCCUCAGCCUCAACAACAACUACUUCAGUAAGGUGGAGGAAGGGCUGUUUGCUGGGCUGUCCAACCUCUGGUAUCUGAACCUGGGCUGGAACUCGCUUGUGGUCCUGCCUGACAAAGUCUUCCAUGAUUUGCCCAACUUGAGGGAGCUGAUCCUGGCUGGGAACAAGCUCCCCUAUCUCCAGCACCAGCUCUUCUGCAGCCUUACUGAGCUGAAAGAGCUGGACCUGAGUGGGAACGCGCUCAAGGGCAUCAAGAUCAAUACCUUUGUCAAGCUGCAGAAGCUGCAGAAGCUGUACCUGAACCACAACCAGAUCAAUGCCAUCGCUCCCCGUGCCUUCAUGGGCAUGAAGUCUCUCCGGUGGCUGGAUCUCUCCCACAACCGACUCGUCUUGCUAUUUGAGGACACGUUUCUGGGCCUCCUAAGCCUGCAUGUCCUACGCUUGUCUACCAACUCCAUCACCAGCCUGAGGCCCAGGACUUUCAAAGACCUCCAGUUCCUGGAGGAGCUGCAGCUAGGGCACAACAGGAUCCGGAGUGUGAUGGAAAGGACCUUUGAUGGGCUGGGCCAGCUGGAGGUCCUCAGCCUCAACAACAACCAGCUACAAGACAUCAGGGUUGGGGCAUUCCUGGGGCUGUACAAUGUGGCAGUGAUGCACUUGUCCGUGAACUGCAUCAAGGUCCUGCCCGACCACGUCUUCAAGGGGGUCACCAAGCUGCACAGCCUCCACCUGGAGCACAGCUGCCUUGGCAAGAUCCGGGCAAAUACCUUCUCCAGCCUCUCCAGCCUGCGGCGGCUCUUCUUGCAGCACAAUGCCAUCUCGGUCAUCGAAGACCAAAGCUUCAGUGAACUGCAUGAGCUUCUGGAGCUCGACCUGAAGCACAACAGGCUGAGCCACCUCUCACCCCAGCUCUUUGUGGGUCUGAGCAACCUGGAGUACCUCUUCCUCUCCUCCAACCAGCUCCUGGAUAUCUCCCAGAACACCUUCAGCCCGCUUCAGAGACUCUUCUGGCUCGACCUCUCCCAUAACCAGCUGGAGACACUGGACAACACUGUCAUCUCCCCCCUGGCCAACCUGCGAUACCUCAGCCUGAGGAAUAACUCACUGGAGACCUUCUCGGUGGACUUUCUGUGUGCCUCCUUUGCCCUGGAGCAGCUGUGGCUGGGGGGCAACAACUGGCAUUGCAACUGCUCCCUGAAGGGCUUACGGGACUUCUCCCUGCAGCACCCUGUGGUGGUCCCCCGCUUCGUGCAGUCUGUGGCCGAGGGGGACGAUGCCCACGUCCCCAUCUACACCUACAACAACCUCACCUGCCUCCAUCCCCCAGCUGUGGCGGGCCUGGACCUCCGCGACACCACGGAGGACAGCUUUGCUCACUGCUGAGGUGCGCUGGCCCCCACCAGGGCACACGCCGCUCCCCGGCCACGGACCCUCGCCUGCCACCUCCCUGGCCUGUCCCAGGCCCCCUGGGGCAGCAGCAGGAGCUCUGGCUCUGUGGCCACCCUAGAUCAGCCCAGUUUUGCCACCACCUCCAGAUGCCCAUCUUGGUGCUGCCGCAGCAAGGAGAACCGUGCCUGGGUGAUGUUGGAUGGGCACCGGCUCCCCAGGCUUCAAACUGAGUUAUUUCAGUCCUAGAGUAUUUAAAUAGCAGCCCCUGGGUCGGCGCAGUUGCUCCCAGCUCCCAUUGGGAGCACGAGUACCUCUGAGCCUCUGGGAUGGGGGAAAGCUGCACCACCAGCCUGGAGCCCUCCCCACGGUGAGGGGCAUCCUUGCUGGGGCCAGGACUCCUCAGUGGGACAAAGCAAAGUGUCCUCCUGCCACUGAGCAGCUGAAAAAUCCUAAAAGCCCCCCUGAGCUCACCAAUAUGUUUAGGGAAGGGGGCAGAUGACUUGCUUUAAUCUUGCACUAGCAGGUGUAGGCAGGGUGCAGAAAGCCACACACGUCACUUACCUGAUAA